Messenger RNA from Rhinichthys klamathensis goyatoka, 1724 nucleotides. RefSeq names its product ATPase H+ transporting accessory protein 2 (gene atp6ap2). The transcript is spliced from 9 exons. Lineage: Eukaryota; Metazoa; Chordata; Actinopteri; Cypriniformes; Leuciscidae. The record is from RefSeq and is a predicted model, not a curated record. Gene Ontology annotation, biological process: positive regulation of Wnt signaling pathway. Bases 101 to 1165 code for a protein of 354 amino acids. Gene Ontology annotation, cellular component: external side of plasma membrane; membrane. Gene Ontology annotation, molecular function: signaling receptor activity.
CACCGGAACGUCAUGACGCACGACGUCACGCGACACGGCUGGUCUGGGUCAUGUGACCGGUGUUACGAGGAAGAGCAGUCCAUCAGAAAAUCCUUCCAAAAUGAAUCGAACAGUUAUGAACACAGUAUUUGCGCUUUUAGGACUUUUAUCAGGUGUUUUGGGUGACAGUUUGACCGUUCUGCGCAGCCCGCAGUACGUGACCUUCCGGGAUGGACAGUGGCCCAUAUCAGGAGAAAAGAUCCCUGAUUUAGUGGCCCUUACCAUGGGCUUCUCCGUUCGUGAGGAUCUUGACUGGCCUGGUCUGGCGGCCGGCUCGCUGUUCCAACGCCCGCGUGCAAACGCUCUGAUCGUCGUGCGCGGCAUGGACAGCCUCGACUUUCCGAAAAACAUUUCCUCUUACCCUCUCGAAAAUCCGGUUCCAUUCACUCUGGACAGUGUGGCAAACACUGUGCACACUUUGUUUGCUGACAGCACCCCUGUGGUCCUGCAGCUCGCCCCCAGUGAGGAGAGGCUGUAUAUGAUGGGAAUGGCCAACACUGUUUUUGAGGAUCUGCCCGUGACCCUGCAACAGAUCCGUGGACGUCUGUCCCAGGACGGAUCUGUCCUCACGUCCCUUCCUCUCAGCUCUCUCAGCCGUAAUAACGAGGCUGAUCUUCUGUUCCUGUCUGAGGUUCAGGUGCUAUAUGACAUCUCAACUCUGCUGCAGAAACACAAGCAUCUGGCUAAAGACCCGGCUCCUGACCUGUACUCCCUCGAGCUCGCGGGAUUGGAGGAGAUCACCCGCCGCUACGGCACAGACUCCCCUCAGUUCGCGGACGCUACCAGGAUCCUGACGUCUGCUCUGCAGAAGUUCGCAGACGACGUCUCCAGCGUCUAUGGAAACAACGCGGUUGUAGAAGUCGUGACUGUAAAGACGUUUGAAGCCCCUCUGACCAGGAAGUCACGCUCCAUCCUCGAGUCCAAGCAGAUCAGUAACCCAGGAAGCCCCUACAACCUGGCUUACAAGUACAACUUCGAGUACGCUGUGGUCUUCAACAUCGUCCUGUGGCUGAUGAUCGUGUUAGCUUUAGCCGUCAUCGCUGUUUCCUACAACCUCUGGAACAUGGAUCCAGGAUACGACAGCAUCAUCUACAGGAUGACCAAUCAGAAGAUCCGAAUGGACUGAUGAAGUCCGUCAAACCCCAUUCCAUUUUGUGUUGAGUAUUGAAGUGCAUUUGAAUGUGUGUGUGUGUUUUAUUUUUAAUGUGUGUGUGCACCACUAGAAUUGCUUAUUGUAUAAAUGCUUUGUCUUUUUGACACCAUCAAACACACAAAUAAAGAUUAUUUAUUGAUGCCUGUUGAUAGAUAGAGAGAAAUAAAACUGCUUGUGAUGCUUCUUAAUCAGCGUAUCUUGGGGAUUUGCAUAAUGUGAAUCAACCGAAGAGGAAAAUCUGAUGUUAGUAUGUAAAGAAUUGAAAUUUAACUGUAUUUAUUGUUUGUUGUUCAAUUGAUUGUGCUCCUGAAUACUGGAUUUAGUGUAAUUACACCAUUCCUAUGUACAUUUGUUUGUUUAAUUUGCGAUGUCAUUUUCAUUGAAUAUACCUAUAAAGUGGAAAACUACAUAUUAAGUAUGACUGUUUUUUGUGUAUAGAUGUUGUUAACACCUAUGAAACAUUGUGUUAUCAUAGAAAAUGUACAAAUGUAAGUGUAUCUCAAAUAAAAACUCCAUCCGUCACUUAAAACAA